Molecule: messenger RNA, 1692 nt
Organism: Boeremia exigua
Lineage: Eukaryota; Fungi; Ascomycota; Dothideomycetes; Pleosporales; Didymellaceae
Exons: 3
Coding region: 117-1262 (381 amino acids)
Molecular function (GO): metal ion binding
Source: RefSeq, a predicted model, not a curated record
GGCCGCUAAGGCUGCACGUCAAACUUUCGCUCUUUCCAAACAAACAUUCUACCUACAACCCACCAUCACCCAAGGCUGUUUCCACUCUAUCAACAGAUCUAAACCAUACAGGCACCAUGUACGACACCACAACCACCUGCAAAGUGAGAGCAAAGGUGCCUUGCAAGCAUUUUGCCAGCGGAGAAUGCACGCGGAAUACGUGCAAGCUUGACCACCACCCUAACCUGGACCCCACACUCUACCAAAAUAGACCGCACGAACACAACAUACCUAAUGUCUCAGGUACUGCGUGCGUAAGAUGCGUACAGCAGCUUAGAGAGUGCGACAAGCUCCACCGCAGCGGCCAGAAUGAUCCAUGCUCAGAGUGUCGGCAUUUCGGUGGUCCAGGUCAUCAAUGUAAUCUGAGCAAAAGGCAAACUUACAAUGAUCAAGCCUGGGGUCAGAUGAUGGCCAGACCGGGAACUGGUUUCGAUCUCGCGCCCCCGAAGGCUAGGGACGCUCUGGUUGGCAACAAGGUCCCGGGGCCUAUGAACGACGACGAGCUAAUUGCUGGCUGGGAAGGUAAAACGAGAAAACAGCUGUUGGAAUCACCAGAUUUCUUGCCGGCAUACGCUCGCUCCCAGCCAAGGGCAUACCAAGUCCCUCCAUCUCUGAACGAAGAACGCAAGAGAAAGAAUGAGAGCUUUAUACAACAAGCCCGUGACAGACGGCAGCUUACCAUGGCUCCAAAUCAUACUAAUACUGCUCAUUCAGCCUUCGCGGGCGUUGCUCGUUCGUCAUCAUACGCGACGCAACCGACAUAUUUCUCGCCGCCAGCAGUCGUUCCGCACUUACCACAACCGUUCAACUUGGGAGAGCUUGAGGGUAUCUCUUACCUUUAUAAGAGCGGUGCCCAGAUUGUACUACCUCCAGGUGCAGUGUUUCCUCACGGAACUGCUCCGGUACCUAGGCCAACCUCUAAUUCUCUGUAUGGUGGAACAGAGAGACCUUCAAAAUUUCGGCGUAGCAAUCGAGAUUCUCCAAGCCAGGGAACCCUACCAACGAACACAGGCUUACCGGCCAGGCCUUCACCUCCGUCUUUGCCAGCACAUCAUUAUAGAAGUCGACCGCAGCCAAUCUCGAACCCAGCACAAACAACUACCAAUUAUCAGCCAGCGGGAAUAAGGCCUUUGACGCCAGCGCUCUCAGAGCAACCGCCUGUCGUUCCACAUAAUGCGAGUCUGCCUGCUGGGUCUACCUGUGACGGGGCUACCUGUGACUGAGCAGAGGAAGACGCACCUCGCUGUAGCUUGGCAGGCAUGUUAGUCUCUACUUUUCAAGACAUCUCUGUGAAUCUUGACAAGUCAGAGACUUCGGGGAGAACGAUGGACCUGCAGGGACAAAGAGCGUAGCGAGGACAACAGUGACAGCCAUUUCAACCCUGCUUCGAGCUAUUGACUAAUUCCUGGUCUGUCUUUUACAAUAUUUUCUGUUAACUCAGGUCCCUGGCUAGUUUCCCACAAGACUGUCGCCGAGACUAAAUAGAUGAAUUUAACGACUAUUUUCCUUGUCAGGCGGCUGUUUGAUUUCGCAUAGCAGUUUAUCGCUUGUCCCACUAAGGCACUGAUCCUUAUGAGCAUUGAAACCGAGUUAGCGUUCAGAAAUACUAUAAUAGAGUGCCUUCCUUGCUCAGGUGUAGCGUUUAGAUCCAAC